GCAUCUUCGUCGACAUUGUUGCAACAUUAUGAAGUCUGGUUCCUACAUCUGUCUACCUCUAAGUUCAUAUUCUGUCGUCUUUUACUCUCUGGCCCUUCUCUGUGCCCCAAAAGCCCUUCCAAUCUCUCCUUCCGGUCACCCCCAGCCACGCUUAGGUUGUUCCGUUUAUCUGCUUUCUCUGUUGGCCGACCAGCCCCAUUCCUAUAGUGACAGCGUCGGCCUCGGAGUCAAUCUCGAAUUGCUCAUUUGUGCACAUCAUGACUCACCCGUCGGAUCAGCACCCUGUUGAAAGGGACACGUAUGCCCACGAUCUUGAAUUCGAUACCAACGACCAGCCUCCAGAGAACGACCAUGUCGCCGGCGAUGGGAACGAUGUGGAACAUGGACCUGAUUCAGCAGGAGCCACAGCAAGCUCCAGAAACCAGAAUCUACGUCGCACUGCUCAAGCGUUCCCCGAAGACUUUGCUAGCCCGCAGACCAUCUUUCGGGCUAUUCAGACGUCCAAAGAUAUGGGCCACGCGAAGAUGGCGGAGAAUAUACAUGACCGACCAUCUUCCUCCGUCACCUUUGAACGAAGACUGGUCAGGAUCAAGGGACUGGAGGAUGAAGUCGAUUCGCUGCGAAAUGAGCUUGAGAGUGUCAAGUAUAGCUUGACCCUCAUGCAAGAGGUAGUAAAUGACUACGAAUCUGAUAACCACGUGACCCGCGCCGACCUUUCAAAGACGAUGCUCAAGGUGAAAGCUGACAGCGAUGAUCGACAUUUCGAGUCCCGAAUGAUCACAAAUGAACUCCACAAUCUCGGCAAUGAUUAUCAAAGACUAACUCAGAGGAUCGACUAUCUCCAGAGACUCGUCAAGGACUACGAGAGGGACUGUUCCGGUGCCAAGCGCUACGCAAAAGCUCUCGAGGCGCGGAUCGACAGGCUCGAAGCGAAAAUAGGGACUCAGAAGAGUCCACACGCAGAGCAUCGGCAGAUCCCUGGGAGGGCCCUCGGUAUGCGUCACAUGUACCCCGACAAUCUCGCGAGACUCCGAGGCGGCUUUUUCCGCGCUGAGGGGUGGGAGGACCGAGCAAGGGUGGGCAAUGAGAUAGCGCACGAUGCGGAUUUCCUCGCAGGCUUGGGGAAUUCUCGGGAGAAGAAUCGAGCGGGCGAUGGCCUCUUUGAGAGUCGGUAUGGACUUGCACCGCAGUGGAGCGAGGAAAUACUUUUGGAGUAUGAGUCCUUCGUCAAGGUUUUGAGUCUGUAUGCCUCGGAACAUUUGAAGAAAGUUGAAGUGAAGCUGAGUGAGGACUUGGAGAGGGCUCAUAGUAAGGCGGUGGAACUCGCUAACAACAACAAGAUGGAGGCGGAGAAGGUGUGCAAGAAGUACUUGGAAGAAAGGUCCAGGAUUCAGGCGGCAUUAGCCUGCUCCGCGUGCGAGAAAUUGAAUCUGCUGUUAGCUGAAACCACCCCCCCGCCCCCAACCUACAACUUUGCGUCCCGAAUCACCGGAGUCCCAGAGGCUGGAUCCAACAUAUUCCUCAUCCGCAUCCAGAUGGCCUCACUCAACCGCCCCUGCGUCCAAUACCCGUCCGUCCGCCCCUUCCACGUCACCAUCACAUCGUCCAUCACCACCCCGCACGCUGUCAGCAUCUGA
This is a messenger RNA of Aspergillus japonicus CBS 114.51, 1637 nucleotides long. RefSeq lists its product as uncharacterized. NCBI's taxonomy places the organism in Eukaryota, Fungi, Ascomycota, Eurotiomycetes, Eurotiales, Aspergillaceae. The record is from RefSeq and is a predicted model, not a curated record. The coding region runs from base 258 to 1637 and encodes 459 amino acids. The transcript is spliced from 5 exons.